AUGAGUAUUGUGAAUUUUAUUUACCCAGAUCAUACUAUAACAUCUGAUCCCUAAAUUUAGCUUCGAUUUUCCCGGACCUGAUUAAAGUGGUUGUUUACAUUGAUCUGAGACGUGAACUCUCUCUAAUACGAUGGGAAGCCAGUGUAUACAAACGUAAGUCGACGAUAUUCUCCGUUAAUCCGCCUUCGACCAAUCAGCGUCGAGGUUGCGGGAAAGGGGGCGGAGUCUGAGUUCACGCUCGAUUCGGUCGAUUAUGCCCGGGAUGGUAGAAGAAGGCGCAACCUCUUUAUGUUGUCGCUCUAAUUUCUCAUCAUCUUGGCUUAAUUGCAACCUUAAUCGAGGCCUAAGAGGCAAUCAUAAUAUUGCCCACCUGAAGAUUUAAAUCGGUCUUUAAUUUUGGGGGUUACUAUAAUAGUUGGGGUUAAUGAGGAAGGGUAUUAAUGGAGCCAAUAAUUUGGUUUAUAUUAGACAUUGAAUUUGCUUGCAAUAGGUUAUAAACUUGGGCGUUUUUAUUUUAUAUUGUAUAUACAUGGGAAAUGUGUUCGUGAAGUAUACUGUAACUCAUAUUGAGAACAAAAAAUUCGGUUUUGCAAUAACUGUCGGAAGUCUUUAGACCCAAAAUUUUUGGAUUACUGUAUUUUAUUUUAAUUUGUUUAGUGCUGAUUAAGCUUGUUGUUGUUACCUAAUUUAUGUUUCAGAUCCCUUCAGAAUGAGUUUCUUGAUAGCAAAUCUGUUGGCCAAGAAGCCGCGAGAUCCCUUGCCUCCCCCUUCCCCAUCAGCGUCCUUCCCGUUCUCUCCGAUCAGUUCCCCAUACCCUUUGGAUCUUCUCCCCCAGUCCCCCCUUACCCUCUCCUCGCCGUUCCCUUCCACCAGUUUCCUUGGAAUGCCUUUGGGUAAGUUCCUCGAUCAUAAUUGCUGUUUUUAUUACCGUUGACCUGUCAUGAAUUGAGUGUAAUGUGGAGAUACCUGCGAUCCCUUAUCUCUCCUUGCUCUGCCUCCCUUGAUCACUUUAUCUCCAUCCAAUGGAGCGUUAACUAAUUAUGGGGGAUAGUGCAUAAGGCGCUGUUAAUCGCCUUUUCGCUCCUUCCAAAUUCCAAAACUUUUAUUUUGCGACGUUUUAAUUCAUCGACGUCUUAAUAGACUUAGAAUAACACGAUGGAGAUGGUAUUUGGAAGGGAGGGGAGAUUACCGAGGAUUUGGGAGCAAAGGGAUACUGUACAUCACUCAAGGAAUAAAAGUUCAGAGGAAAGGUACACGUAUUCUUUUUGCAAAAUUUUGCCCUUCGAAAUUCAUGAUUUGCCGCCUUUUCCCUCACAAAAACCGCCAAAGCAGCCAGAUUACACAACAAUUGCAUAAGAUGACAUAAAUAAACACGCCUGAUUAAAAGUAAAAGUAUUUGUUUAGUCAACAUGUUCGGUCCAUUGUCGUAUCUUCCGGUCUUCAAUGGCGAAGUCGGCAUGUUACAUCAACUCUCUCAUUGUCGCCGAAAACGGCGACAUCGGACCAUCUUCACCGACGAACAAUUAAGUGUUUUGGAACAAAACUUUGCCCUAAAUCAAUACCCAGAUAUGGGAAUGAGGGAGAAAUUGGCAGUGCAGUGUGAACUGAAGGAAGAGAGAGUCGAGGUGCGGGAAGGAAACUUAGGAUGUAGUAAAAGAACAUUAGUUUCAUCAAGGGUUUUUAUUAUUUGGUCAUGGAUAAUAUAACUUUAUUUCCUUCAGAUUUGGUUCAAAAAUCGUCGAGCUAAGGAGAGAAAGAAAGGGAAAGAAGGGUCGACCUCUGCUUCUGGGCAUUCUCCCCAUUCAGAGGAGAGCAAUCACCUUAUCCAUGAAGAUUCAGACUUUGAAGAUUACGAAUCGAAGCCAAUGAAGAGAGGUCUCGAGGAAAAGGACGAGGAGAUCCAGCGGAAACGAGUCAAAACCAAGUAG
Messenger RNA from Bursaphelenchus xylophilus (pine wood nematode), 1928 nucleotides. The record is from the annotation of a GenBank genome assembly. Lineage: Eukaryota; Metazoa; Nematoda; Chromadorea; Rhabditida; Aphelenchoididae.